Molecule: messenger RNA, 637 nt
Organism: Tricharina praecox
Lineage: Eukaryota; Fungi; Ascomycota; Pezizomycetes; Pezizales; Pyronemataceae
Exons: 2
Source: RefSeq, a predicted model, not a curated record
GUCGGUUCUGUCCUGUCGGUUCUUCGAAGCUUGCGUAUGUAGGGAGAGUAGCGACGUGAUGGAUACCGUAUGUAGUUGUCGUGAAUCGCGAUGGCUUACCUGCUUGCCUGCUUGACAUGCGCAUACCUGCAUACUGGAGGCGAGGAAAAUCGAGAGCGGGCGAGCUCUGGAGAAAGUCGCCUAUAUGAGUUCGUAUUCUGCCGUAUGUACAGAGUAGUACGGUUUCGGGGGCAUGCUCACGCUUGUACAUAGACAAUGUAGGAAACCUGCCGCCGGAACAUAUCUGUAAUCAGCUAUGAUCCCACCGGACUGCCAGUCUGGCGGCUUCCCCGAAUCUUGGCCUCGCGGAUGUCGCUCGCGAGGGCUACUCUCCGAGACGAUAGGUACUCUACGCAGGUACUCGCCAUAGUAAUAGUUCUAUAUAACGAAGCACGGCAUCCCCCUACCUAUGCACCUAUGCACCUACAUACAGUGUGCUCACACUAUCUCGCGUGGUCUUCAUGCUGCAUGCUUCUGCUGCUUCUGCUUCUGCUUCAUGCUACUGCUGCUUCUGCCGCCGCCACCUUUCGUUCGUUCUCGCAUCCUGCAGGGUUCCUUCGAAAUCCGAAAUUCGAAUCUUCGCAGCUGCUGUAUGGAA